Molecule: messenger RNA, 1281 nt
Organism: Sclerotinia borealis F-4128
Lineage: Eukaryota; Fungi; Ascomycota; Leotiomycetes; Helotiales; Sclerotiniaceae
Source: the annotation of a GenBank genome assembly
AUGAUAUCACUCAAUAUGAUAUCAACAAUCUUCUUCGGUGCUCUAGCAGGCCUGACUGCAGCUCAAUCUCCCGGUGACCAAUACACAGGAGUAGCAGGAAACAGCACCAUCGCCGGCUGCUCCCCCGGACCCAACGUCCAAGGCAAAUACGAGCUUUCAGCCCCAGGUAUCCGCGCAAACUUCAUAGCCUACGGUGCCUCCAUCUCCAACCUCUUCAUAAACGAUACUUCUGGUAUUGAACGCGAUAUUGUCGGAGGCUUCGAUAACGCGAGUUAUUAUGGAGUAGAUAGACAACAUCCGCAUUUUGGAGGUGUACCUGGUAGAUAUGCAAAUAGGAUUCGAAAUUCGAGCUUUGUUAUUGAUGGCGAGACGUAUCAUGUGUUGUCGAAUGAAAAUCCGACGAAAGAUCAGCCGGAGGGGGUUGAUACGCUGCAUGGGGGUCCGCAUGGUUGGGAUUGGAGGAAUUGGACUGUGGUGGCGCAUACGACGAAUUCGAUUACUUUUAGUUUGACCGAUGCAGAUGGAAAUCAGGGAUUUCCGGGAGAGGUCGUUAGUUAUGUGACAUACACAUUGACUAAUAUGACUUGGUCGUUUAAGAUGAUUGCUAUUGCUACUACGAAGAAAACUCCUAUUUUGUUAAGUUCGCAUACAUACUGGAACCUCGACGGUUUCGCCAACAACGAAACAGCUACCGCUCUCAACCACUCUCUCUAUUUACCAUAUGGAGGACAAAGAAUCGGCACAGACAGCAUCCUCAUUCCCACUGGAGACAUCAUCGCCAACCAACCCCAAUCCCUCAAUGAUUUCUGGAGCACCCCCAAACAAAUCGGCGCCAACUUUUCCAACCCAGAUCUACUAGGAAACUGCGGCGAAAACUGCAUCGGCUACGACACCGCCUACGUCACUAACCGCGACCCAUCUACUCUUUCCUCCUGGUACGAAGCCCCCGUCGCACGUCUCCGCUCCGCCUGGUCCGGUAUCCAACUCGAUAUUUUCAGCGACCAAACCGCUUUCCAAGUCUAUUCGUGCGGCGGACAAAAUGGCUCUAUGGCGCUCAAGGAAACGCAGGGAUUAUUCAAUGUAACGGAUAGACCGCGUACGAUUCAGCAACAUGGAUGUGUAGUGAUGGAGGUUGAGGAUUGGAUCGAUGGGAUUAAUCAGCCGGAGUGGGGCAAGAAGCAAGUUUGGGGGCCGGAGGAUGGGCCGUAUGUUUUGGAGGCGAAGUAUAGGUUUAGUUUGAAUGGAACGGAAAUGGGGAUUUUGGGAGAGGGAUCGGGUUAG